CAAUGUAUCACUCACUAUCGAAAAAGGUUAUAUAUUAUUAUCCUAUCCAUAAGAAACGCCCUUGAAACACUCCACUCAACUCUCGUCACCUGUCUCUUACCUCUACUCUAGGGCUCUCAACCUUUCCCUCUCUGAUCCGUUUCCUUCUCCAAGCUCAGGUGAAACAAGAUGCAAGCUGUGAUUCGUUCGUUCGUGUCCGGUGGAAAUGUUGUCAGAUCGUCUCUGCUGCAGCAUCUCCGUGUGAUCAACCCUGCGAUUCAGCCUUCUGUGUUGUUGUCUUCACGCUCUGAGUCCACUCAGCCUGCUCGUAUGGAGGAGCAUGGAUUCGAGAGCACGACCAUUUCCGAUGUUAUGAACGCUAAAGGCAAAAGCGCUGAUGGAUCUUGGCUUUGGUGUACCACUGAUGACACUGUUUACGACGCCGUUAAAUCCAUGACGCAACACAAUGUUGGUGCCUUGGUGGUUGUGAAACCUGGUGAGCAACAAUCUCUUGCUGGUAUCAUUACAGAGAGAGAUUAUCUGCGAAAGAUCAUUGUGCAAGGUAGAUCAUCCAAAUCAACAAAAGUAGGAGACAUUAUGACUGAAGAGAAUAAGCUUAUCACCGUGACACCAGAGACCAAGGUGUUGGUCGCUAUGCAGCUGAUGACAGAUAACAGGAUCAGGCACAUUCCGGUGAUCAAAGACAAGGGUAUGAUAGGAAUGGUGUCCAUAGGAGAUGUGGUCCGUGCAGUGGUGACUGAGCAUCGUGAGGAGCUUAACCGCCUAAAUGCCUUUAUUCAGGGAGGUUACUAGACGCUAGCUACCCUUUGCUGUGUGGUGGUUGUUGAUGAAUCUCGAAAGCUUUUAAGAUGUAUGUAUAUAUAUGGAGAUCUUGGUUGUUUGUCUCAUGUUUGUUUGUUGUUUUUAAAUCUGCUUUUUCAAUUGGUUAACUUGUCAAGACUAAGCUCUUGUGCUUUCCCUUUUUUUUUAUGCUGCUACUUCUGCAAGAUAAUAAAACCAAAGACUCCCCCACCU
Messenger RNA from Raphanus sativus (radish), 1014 nucleotides. Its product is annotated as CBS domain-containing protein CBSX3, mitochondrial. The transcript has 6 exons. NCBI's taxonomy places the organism in Eukaryota, Viridiplantae, Streptophyta, Magnoliopsida, Brassicales, Brassicaceae. The coding region runs from base 169 to 792 and encodes 207 amino acids. The record is from RefSeq and is a predicted model, not a curated record.